Messenger RNA from Mya arenaria, 2893 nucleotides. Its product is annotated as lim and transglutaminase domain protein ltd-1-like. The transcript has 6 exons. The record is from RefSeq and is a predicted model, not a curated record. Bases 219 to 2369 code for a protein of 716 amino acids. Lineage: Eukaryota; Metazoa; Mollusca; Bivalvia; Myida; Myidae.
GAACGCAACGAAACUUAUAAGUAUCGAUUUCAAUCUUUUGAAAUGCAUGAUUUCACUUAUUUAAAACAUUUCUUUUAAACAAUGUCUAUUGUGUAAAUGACAAAUGUAUAUCUCUCCUCACAACCUGAUUUUAAAACAUUUCUCGAUUCAAUAUUAGUCACGAGAUACCAUGACUGGUGAAAAAUAAAUAAAAAUGGCAGAGGUAUUACAUUAAGAAAAUGAGUUUAAACUGCAUAAAAAGGAAAAUAAAGGGAGGACCGGACCUUAUCGCCCUUUAUACAAAAUCUCCGUCCAGCUCGUACAAGUUCGUCGAAUCACACGACUUCUAUGUAAAGGAUGUUCGGCAAAUUCCGAAAACACUUCUGCCUCCGGCUCCACACACUCGGUCAAAGUCGGAAUUCUUCGACGUCAGCGAAUAUCUGCUCGUAGACGACAAAGCGAUAAGGGUGCCCUUAACAACCCUGAGCAAGCCUAUAUCAGCCCUGGUCGAUUAUCUUGUGGAGGGUUACGAAGAUGACGUCUCAAAGGUUCGUGUGUUGUUCCGGUGGGUGACCAACCAGCCCCUGUCCCGGAUGGCGGUGCUGCAGACCCAGCCCAAGGUCAAAGACUCCGCCCUUCACCACCUAUGGAUGAUCAGGAACAGGAAACAACGAUACUCAAAGUUCUUCAGCCUCCUCUGCAGGUACGCAGGACUGUACGCUGUGAACAUACACGGAGCAGUUAAAGGCAUCCACUACCAAAUCGGCGACCGUAUCAGCAUGGAGAAGCAUUACGGCGAGUGGAACGCCGUGCUCGUGGACGGAACGUGGCGCCUCGUUGAUGCUCUGUGGGGCGCGUGCGGGGACAAGGACCCUGGGGACGGCAGGGGGCGCUUCUCAUGCGACGAGAGGUUCUUUUUCACGGAUCCUAAGGAUCUUAUGUACACGCAUUUUGCGGCGACCCCGAAAUGGCAGCUGCUCGACUCCCCGCGUCACAUAGACUCUUUUGAGGAAAGCGUCUGUUUAAAGAACCGAUUCUUUGAUUUUGGGAUGCAGGUCCUGUCACAUCCGCUAUGUGAAAUUCAGGCGGAGGAUGGGGAAGUGGAGCUGAUAUUUGGGAUUAAGCCAAAGCAGGGCCCGGAUCAGAGAUUUAACUGUUACAUUUCUCACUUUGAUAGGCCAGAGUCGAAACGUUACCUGACCAAAGGUUCGAACACGAGUGUCCCGAUCUUUAUACACAGACUGACGGAAAGUUCCGUCUCCAUUCGGGUUCGGUUUCCGGAAAGCGGAAUCUACCGAAUGGAGAUCGUCGGGAAGCAAGUCACAAACGGAAGUCUGUAUAAGGAUUAUGACUGGAUCGCAAUUUAUAAAGUCAUUGUCGAGGAACCAGCGGACCGAGGAUUUCCGAAAAUGGACCCCAUUGGCUGGGGCCCCGGAUCUGAAAUAGCAAAAGUAGGACUGGCUCCUUUCAAUUACACGAGCGGGAUUAUUGUGGCCAAAAACAUUCAAACAAAGAUUAGAUUCAAAAUCGUCGACACAAAUCACGUCCAAAACAUGAAAUUCUUUUUUAGAAUGGCGUCAACGUACGACAACGAUUUCAAUGUGAACGCUUUAAGCGAUAAGUUCGAAGUCGACGUAAAUAUUAUGACGUUUCUCGUCGAAGCGCCGCCCUUUGGAGAGUAUACGUUGAAGAUGUUCGCACGUAACGUCCGCGGUAGUAACGUCCCCAUGGAUCAACGUCGAGAAUGUAACGUCUGUAAUUACCUGCUCAUUAGCGAUAUACAACAGAAAGAGGUCCCGCUCGGAAUAUUGACAGAAAAGACGGAAAUUGAGGACACGCCGGAGCUUCCGCGAAAAUUGGUGCAAGCAGAAACCCGACGCCCUCCGGUGGAACCCAUUCCGUCCACAGAAAAGCCACCGGAAAUCGCUGAAUCGAUCGUAAGCACAUCAAACGUCCUUAUGGAAUCCAGCUCACAACCCACCACCAGUCUCCGUAACUCUCCGGAGCUCAACGAAUAUCCCGUGGACAAUAAGACACCUGAGCCACCGGAACCAGUGACCAAUGUCACAAUUUCCCCGAGAAAGAGUCCCACCGCGCAAAACUUUGUGAGAGUUGACGCGGACCUUCAGGAGAUACCGGAAAUUCCCCUGAACGUCGUGCUUCCUGUUCAACCGGAAAUAGUGGCGCGUCGCCCCUCAGAAAAACGCGAGAUGAAAGCGGUUUCUAGCAACAAAGUAGUUCCCAUGAAGUCAGUCGGAGCACAAGACGACAGCAUCGUUUUAGUUCCAGAUGACAAACCAAAGAGGCCCGGCUCCAGCAUCAGACGUACAGCUUCCCGUGACGACACAAAAUACUUUACCGCAUUGGCGAAAGUCAGGGGAGAUAAAUAAUGCCGGAAUGGUUGUCCUUGUUGCAGCAGUAUAGAGAGUACUGUACCGGUUCUCAUGUUUUACAUUUUUAGGGUAUCAGAUGUAGAAAUAAGCGUUUCGUCCAGCCGGUAGUAAUAAUGUUAAAUGUUACAGUAAGCAGCAAGCAACACUUUUUCAAAUGAUUCCAAUAGAAUAUGGAGACCCCACUCAUCCAAAAUCUACAUAAUUGAACAUCUGAUACCUUCAUUACAGUUACAAUGUCAAUAUAACAUAUGCACUUCCAUGCAGUUGGCAGUGGAAGUGACCAGUGUUUACCUGGUUUUCAACAAGUUGCAGACCUUUCAUCAAUAUAAUUGUCUUAAAUCGAAUUCACAAUCGUAACAAUUCGGCAAGUUCGGAUCGAGGAUUGUCGACUACAUUGACGUCAAAAUGUUGAAACAAUUCAUAAUUUGCCUGCUUUGUAUUUAAUCCUGGACGCCAUGAAUUAUUACUCGUUCUACUUUAUGAUUCAUGUAUAAUAAAUCAUUUUUAAUUGAAUAAUAGGA